Molecule: messenger RNA, 4754 nt
Organism: Apus apus (common swift)
Lineage: Eukaryota; Metazoa; Chordata; Aves; Apodiformes; Apodidae
Gene: DGKI
Product: diacylglycerol kinase iota
Exons: 33
Coding region: 141-3002 (953 amino acids)
Biological process (GO): diacylglycerol metabolic process; regulation of synaptic transmission, glutamatergic; lipid phosphorylation
Cellular component (GO): nucleus
Molecular function (GO): protein binding; ATP-dependent diacylglycerol kinase activity
Source: RefSeq, a predicted model, not a curated record
UGUGGUGGGAGGCAGGGGAAGGGGCUUAUGACUUAAAACUGGAGAUUUCCUUGAAAAUUGAACACCUCUCUGUUUUUGUACCUAGCCUGGCUCUCUGAGGUGUGCUGGACUUUUCCUAUUUUUUACUUUUCCUGGAGGUUAUGAGUGUGGGAUGCAUGGAUUUCUUUUGCAAAAGCAGCAGGAAAUGGAACAGGUGUAAAAUGUCUGUGCCAGGCUCCUUGGAUAGCUGGAAAGCAAUCUCCAGGUCAGGCCUCCAGCACUUGGCCCCUGUGCACUCCCUCAACAUUGCAGUCUCCAAUGGACCUGUAAAGGAACCAAGGGCGGCCUUAGAGUGGACUGAAAAUGCUGUGAACGGAGAACAUCUUUGGCUGGAGACAAAUGUUUCUGGGGACCUCUGUUACCUGGGGGAGGAAAGCUGCCAAGUCAAAUUCUCAAAAUCUGCUCUGCGGAGGAAGUGCGCUGCCUGCAAGAUUGUGGUCCACAACGCGUGCAUGGAGCAGCUAGAGAAGAUUAAUUUUCGCUGCAAACCAACUUUCCGAGAAGGAGGCUCCAGAUCUCCAAGAGAAAACUUUGUCCGACACCACUGGGUGCACAGGCGGAGGCAGGAGGGAAAAUGUAAGCAGUGUGGAAAGGGCUUUCAGCAGAAAUUCUCCUUCCAUAGUAAAGAGAUUGUGGCAAUCAGUUGCUCCUGGUGCAAGCUGGCGUUUCAUAAUAAAGUCACCUGCUUCAUGCUACAUCACAUUGAGGAGCCAUGUUCCUUGGGGGCCCACGCUGCUGUCAUUGUGCCUCCCACCUGGAUCAUUAAGGUGAAGAAACCUCAGAACUCAUUAAAGACUUCAACACGGCGAAAGAAGAGAACGUCUUUUAAAAGAAAAGCCAGCAAAAGAGGCAAUGAAGAUAACAAAGGUCGACCAUUUGUGAUAAAGCCUAUCUCCUCUCCACUCAUGAAGCCACUACUGGUUUUUGUCAAUCCAAAAAGUGGAGGGAAUCAGGGCACCAAGGUUCUCCAAAUGUUUAUGUGGUAUUUGAAUCCACGCCAGGUCUUUGAUCUCUCUCAGGAAGGGCCAAGAGAUGCGCUGGAGCUGUACAGAAAAGUGCCAAACCUGCGGAUCCUGGCCUGCGGCGGGGAUGGGACGGUGGGCUGGAUCCUCUCCAUCCUUGAUGAGCUGCAACUCAGUCCCCCUCCUCCUGUGGCUGUCCUUCCACUUGGAACCGGGAAUGACCUUGCCCGUACCCUCAACUGGGGUGGGGGGUACACAGAUGAACCAGUGUCCAAGAUCUUGUGCCAUGUAGAAGAUGGGACUAUUGUCCAGCUGGACCGCUGGAAUCUCCAGGUUGAGCGCAACCCUGAUUUGCCACAAGAUGAGCUGGAGGAUGGGGCACGUAAGCUUCCACUUAGUGUCUUCAAUAAUUACUUCAGCCUUGGAUUUGAUGCACAUGUUACACUGGAGUUCCAUGAAUCUAGAGAAGCAAAUCCAGAGAAAUUCAACAGCCGAUUUAGAAAUAAAAUGUUUUAUGCAGGGGCAGCCUUUACAGACUUUCUGCAAAGAAGCUCAAGAGAUUUAUCCAAGCAUGUUAAAGUUGUGUGUGAUGGUACAGACCUGACUCCAAAGAUCCAGGAGCUGAAGUUCCAGUGUAUAGUGUUUUUAAACAUACCCAGGUAUUGUGCUGGCACGAUGCCCUGGGGAAACCCUGGAGAUCACAGAGACUUUGAGCCUCAGCGCCAUGAUGAUGGCUACAUUGAAGUCAUUGGGUUCACUAUGGCCUCACUGGCUGCUCUCCAGGUGGGUGGUCAUGGAGAGAGGUUACAUCAGUGCCGAGAGGUGACACUUUUAACGUACAAGUCUAUCCCCAUGCAAGUGGAUGGUGAACCUUGUCGACUGGCUCCCUCUCUCAUUCGAAUCUCCUUGAGGAACCAAGCCAACAUGGUGCAGAAGAGCAAGAGGAGAACAUCCAUGCCCUUGUUGAAUGAUCCUCAUUCCAUCCCAGAUCGCCUGCGGAUCAGAGUGAACAGGAUUAAUUUACAAGAAUAUGAAGGACUACAUUACGACAAGGAAAAACUCCGGGAAGCUUCUAUUCCCCUAGGAAUUAUAGUUGUACGAGGAGAUUGUGACUUGGAAACCUGUCGUAUGUACAUUGACCGUCUACAAGAGGACCUGCAGUCGGUACCUUCUACUACACAGAGAGUUCAUUACCAGGACCAAGAAGGCUCUUUCCCCAGAGUACUUUCUGUUCAGAGGCUAUCUCCUAGAUGGUGCUUCCUAGAUGCAACUUCUGCUGAUCGUUUUUACCGCAUUGACAGAUCUCAGGAACAUUUGCACUUUGUGACAGAAAUUUCGCAGGACGAGAUUUUUAUUCUGGACCCAGAGCUGGUAAUGUCUCAGCAGGUGGGGACACCACCAGGAAUGCCUGAUCUGGUAGUGGAGCAGGCCUCUGGAAUAUCAGAUCGGUGGAACCCUGCAGUUCGAAAGAGGAUGCUGAGUGACAGUGGCCUCGGCAAGAUUUCCCCACACUACGAGGUACCUGACAAACAAAAGGACGCCUGCCAGACACAUAUGCUGCAGUCACCGGUCUCAUCAGAAGAUCAAGCACUUUUACAGGCAGUCAUAGCUGGUGAUCUGCUGAAGUUCAUAGAAUGCUGUAAAAAAGGAGCCAAUUUGUUAAUCCAAGGACCUGAUCACUGCUCUCUGUUGCACCAUGCUGCCAAGACUGGGCAUGGUGAGAUCGUGAAAUACAUCCUGGAACAUGGUCCAUCUGAAUUACUGGACAUGACAGACAGUGAAACGGGUGAGACAGCACUACAUAAGGCAGCCUGCCAGCGCCAUCGUGCUGUCUGCCAGCUCCUGGUGGAUGCGGGAGCCUCUCUGAGAAAGACUGACUCCAAGGGUAAGACCCCUCGUGACAGGGCUCAGCAAGCUGGUGACCCAGAUCUGGCCGCCUACCUGGAAAGUCGACAAAACUACCAAAUGGUUCCCCACGAGGAUCUGGAGACAGCAGUCUGAUGUCUGAAAACAUCAAAGAGGAUCCUUGAAAAUGGCAAGGCUACACCUGAGGCACCGGGGCAUCGUGUGAGACAGAAGCUGAUGGAAUCAACGUGUCUCUCAUUCUCGUGGAAAAUACCUGAGGACAUGGCACCAGUUUCUAAGGGCUACUGAGUCUUGCCACGGAACAGCUAGGUUCCAUAAGUUAGCCCAUGAUAGAUGAAGCGGGACACUCAAAGGUCUGUGGAAUCCAUGGGCCACGGAAAUUUACCUUUAUUGCUUCCAGCAAGUAGCAUGAACUUCUCCCAUGUUCAUCUGUGCAAUUUAUUUAAAAAAAACCACAACAAAACAACAAAAGAAAAAAAAAUAAAAGGAAAGGGAAAAAAGAACAUUGGAGAACCAAACUUUCUGAGACAUUAAAACACCCAACCAGGCCCUCCUGCAUCCCUACAGUUUCCUGCAUUCCUUUUAUUCUCUCAUUUCCCUCACUUCCCAUCAGUUAAAUAGUACCUGUUAUCUCUGUGAUGAAUCUUCACAAGUGGUCAGGCAGUAGCAGAAAAAUCUGAGGAGCUCUGGAUGCCCUUUGGAAAUACUCAGUAUUUACUGGCUUCAUUCCCUCCCUUGCCAGCCUCUCAGAAGCAGAGUCUUUAGUGCUCAAUCACCAGAGAGUUUUCUCACUUUUGGAGACGACUCUGCCUAUGGCCUUGUUUCCCGGGGUGUAGGGCACAGUUAGAUUUACAGCAGAGACAAAACCCAACCUCCUCAUUGUUGCUGAGUAUACGGUUACGGUAGCCUCAUGAGAUGGUCUUUUAUAUGGAAAGGAGUUAUAUGGGAAACACCACGUUGAACGGCAGACCAGAAAGUUACCCGUAAGGUUUCUCGUGCCACUGUUUAGCAUGUAAUGACUGACUUGAUUCUGCUCUGCUUUCAGGCCUGCCAGAAAGCUGAUAGCUAUUUUUGCUUUGAAACUACAGGUUUCACACUGAGGAGAGAUCUGUGCAAGACAGAGGGGGUUCUGAUGGUUCUGACUUAUGGACCCAGUCCCUUUUGCAUUACAGCCAGAGGUAGGAAGGAGACCUAGGACAUCAGUGGUCAGCCUAGGGUUGCUGCUAUCAACAAACAUAUGAGCACCACCCCUGGUCACACUGGAAAGAGGAAACCAUCUCUGGCUGAGCCUCUAAACUGUCUGAUUCCCCAAGGGGUAAAGUUUCUGAGAAGCUGUCCCACUGGAGAAGGGCAAGCAGCAGCUCUUUGCCUCAUUACCCAAUAUAGGCUCAUAAAGUUGCAUAGCUGCUGUAAGAGCCAGUCAUAUUUCCUGUACUCUCUGUUCUCUGUCUUACCUCAAAGAUUAUAACCACAAAAGAAGAGAAAGCAAACACACAUGCAUAUGUAAAAUAUUCGCCUUCAGGUUUUCAAUCACUACAGACAACUCAUCUGCCACAAACAGCAGAGCUUCCACUUUGUCUGACCAGUUCCCAUGAAGAUGCUCACAGCCUACUUUGGGCACAAUUCUUGCAAUAGAUUUUUGUAUUUUGCUUUGUUCUUAGUUUUGAAAGAUCCACUGGUCUUUGUUUUCAUGCGCCUUGCUAGGUGUAGAUCUCUGGUAGAUGGUGAUCAUUGGGAUUACAUGCAGUUUGGAAAUACUGAAAUUAACUCAGGUCAUUAGUCAGAUAAGUUGGCAUUUUUUCCUUGGUAGAGGUUGUAGAAAUGAAAUUAAUGCAAUUUUCUUUUCUUUUCUUUUCUUUUCUUUUCUUUUCUUUUCUUUUCUUUUCU